Pseudophryne corroboree (corroboree frog) is the source of this 1527-nucleotide messenger RNA. It is a transcript of the gene TUBA8, whose product is annotated as tubulin alpha 8. Gene Ontology annotation, cellular component: cytoplasm; microtubule. The record is from RefSeq and is a predicted model, not a curated record. The transcript has 5 exons. Gene Ontology annotation, biological process: microtubule cytoskeleton organization; mitotic cell cycle. The coding region runs from base 91 to 1458 and encodes 455 amino acids. Gene Ontology annotation, molecular function: GTP binding; structural constituent of cytoskeleton. Lineage: Eukaryota; Metazoa; Chordata; Amphibia; Anura; Myobatrachidae.
CCCCCCCCCCCAGCCCUCCCAGGCGUCUGUGCAGCGGCUGGACAGGAAUCCCCUGCUGUGGAGAGAAGAGGAACCUGCUUUACACCCACUAUGUGGGGGAUCAGAACCAAAUCUAGGGAGUGUAUCUCGGUGCAUAUCGGACAGGCCGGCGUGCAGAUUGGCAAUUCCUGCUGGGAACUGUUCUGCCUGGAGCACGGCAUCUUGCCGGACGGCACCUUGUCGGAUAAGGCGAAUCUGGGCAGCUCCGAUGAUUCCUACACCACAUUCUUCAAGGAGACUGGCAAUGGGAAACACGUGCCGCACGCCAUCAUGGUGGAUCUGGAGCCGUCGGUAGUAGAUGAGGUCCGCGCUGGAGCCUAUCGCAGCCUCUUCCACCCAGAGCAGCUGAUCACCGGGAAGGAGGACGCAGCCAACAACUAUGCCCGUGGCCAUUACACCAUCGGCAAAGAGAUCAUUGACCUGGUGCAGGAUCGCAUCCGGAAACUGGCCGAUUCCUGCUCUGGCCUGCAGGGAUUCCUCAUCUUCCAUAGCUUUGGAGGUGGCACAGGCUCCGGCUUCACCUCGCUACUCAUGGAGCGCCUCUCUGUGGACUACGGGAAGAAAUCCAAGCUGGAAUUUGCCAUAUAUCCGGCACCCCAGAUCUCCACCGCAGUGGUGGAGCCGUACAACUCCAUCUUGACCACGCACACCACGCUGGAGCACACGGACUGUGCCUUCAUGGUUGACAAUGAGGCCAUUUACGACAUCUGCAGACGCAACCUGGAUAUUGAGCGACCUUGUUACGUUGAUCUUAACCGGCUCAUAAGCCAAAUAGUGUCCUCCAUCACCGCUUCUUUGCGCUUUGAUGGGGCCCUCAAUGUGGACCUGACAGAGUUCCAGACAAACCUGGUCCCGUACCCACGCAUCCAUUUCCCUCUGGUCACUUACGCGCCCAUCAUUUCAUCCCACAAGGCGCACCAUGAGCAGCUGUCGGUGGCAGAGAUCACCAACUCCUGCUUCGAACCAUCCAACCAAAUGGUUAAGUGUGACCCGCGUCAUGGGAAAUACAUGGCCUGUUGUAUGCUCUACCGCGGUGACGUGGUGCCCAAAGAUGUCAACGUGGCAAUUGCCAACAUCAAAACUAAGAGAGCGAUCCAGUUUGUGGAUUGGUGUCCUACAGGAUUUAAGGUUGGCAUUAAUUACCAGCCUCCCACUGUGGUGCCCGAGGGGCACCUUGCCAAAGUGCAGCGGGCAGUGUGCAUGCUCAGUAACACCACUGCCAUCGCCGAGGCCUGGGCACGACUGGACCACAAGUUUGACCUGAUGUACGCCAAGCGUGCAUUCGUACACUGGUACGUGGGCGAAGGCAUGGAGGAAGGGGAGUUCGCAGAGGCCCGCGAGGACCUCGCUGCACUGGAGAAAGACUACGAGGAGGUCGGAAUGGAUUCGUUUGCAGAAAACGAUGAUGGCGAGGUGUAAAUUCCAUGCGACGCUCAGGUUGUCAUCCAGAUGAUUAAGUUCAUCUGCAAAUAAAACUUAUGCAAGCUA